GUUUUGUUAAGACUUAACAUUAGGUUUUGGGAAACCGCACCAUUUGUUAAAGUGAUAAAGACCAAUUUUUUAUUUUUUAUUUAUUUAUUUAUUUUUUUAAGCAAAUAAAGAAUGAAUAACUUGUAUUACAGAACACGCGCUGUAAUUGUCGUGGUUAAAUUAUUUUUAACCUCUGUAAUUAUCCUGACAUGGGGUAGAUUUUCUCUGUCCAUAUUCAUCCGUUCCUUAAAACACUCCUAAUAGUCCUAACACUCUAACAGACUACUGUCACAAUCAGAUUUUUUUUAUUUUUAUUUUUAUUUUUACACUGAGAGAUUAUAAAUACAGUCUUCCCUAAAAAAAACCCAAUUACAAAAAUUGAAAUAAACUCUGAAACAAAGAAAUUUCAAUUGAUUUGUUAUUGGGUGCCAUUGUUGGUUUCUGUGAAAUUGAAUGGCGAAGCAGAAAGUGCCGCGGAAGCAACAGGAGAAGGAGACGGAGUUGGACUACCAUAGAUUCAAAGCUUUUGCAGGAAUGGUGGUUGAUGUCGCACAGAAGCAUUCUGAUGUAUACUUCUUUCCUCAAGGCUUCUUAGAACAAGCUUCAACUCCUGCUUCAUUCUCAUCAAUGGUGACCUCCAGACCUUAUGUGGCUUGUCGUGUUGUUGAUGUUACUUAUUGGGGUGAUCCUGUUACUGACGAAGUUUUCGUCAAGUAUCGGCUUAUGCCAUUGACAGACAUUCAUGUCAUGGGUAAUUAUAAUGGUAAUCGUGAUCGAGAUAAUGAUGAUGAUAAUGUGGUUGAUUCGUUCGUCAAGUGUAUAACCACUUCGGAUGCCAACAAUGGUGGUGGGUUCUCUGUUCCGAAGAAUUGUGCUGUAUCGAUUUUUCCAACUUUGAAUUUCGAGGAUGAUCCGCCGGUGCAAACACUCGAAAUCAGUGAUGUUCAUGGAGUUAAGUGGGAGUUUAGGCAUAUUUACAGGGGGACGCCUAGGAGACACUUGUUCACUUCUGGUUGGACCACGUUUGUGAAUAGCAAGUAUCUUACUCGUAAUGAUUCUGUUAUUUUUGCCAGGAAUAAGGUUACAGGGGACCUGUCUGUUGGCAUUCGAAGGCAUUUUACGCCGCUGUCGAGACUGCCUAAGGGGUAUGUGCCCAAACCCCCAAGACCGGGCGUGUUUUCGAGGAGUCAGAGGGGGAGGGUCGCAGCUGAGGUGGUGGUGGAGGAGACGGAGAAGGCGAUCAAAGGUUUGCCAUUAGAGGUCGUUUAUUAUCCCAGGGCUGGGUUGCCUGAGUUUGUGGUGGAAGCUCACAAGGUAGAGCAGGCUUGUAGAGUGAAUUGGACUUCUGGAACCCGGGUUAGAUUUCCACAGAAUGCCGGAGAUGGAGGGCCGAGCGUGACGUGGUUUAUUGGGACGGUUACUUCCGUGGUUCCUAGUCCUAAUGACGGGCCUUGGCCUGGUUCUGUGUGGCGGAUGCUUCAGGUUACUUGGGAUGAGCCAGAAAAGUUGGAAGAAGUAAGGAUGCUUAGUCCAUGGCAAGUGGAGUGUAUUGCUCCAACACCACCACCACUACCACCUACUAUUCGUGCUGCAUUUGAUACCCCUGCCAAAAGGCUCAAGGGUGUGCAGAACUCUGCUCUACUAGCUGAUGGGAAGGGAGAUAUCUACUUUACUCCUCAACUCGGAUUUGGUUCACUGGUGAUGGACCAGUUGAUUCCUUCCCAUAUGAAUUACAACAUUUUUCCCGCAGGCAUGCAGGGAGCCAGGCAAUUUCCUAGUAUUUAUCCAUCUAAUUCACCUAUGAUCAUGAAUGACGAUUCUCACCAGGGGCACACUGAUGAUAAUUUGGACAGUAAUAUGUCACCGACACAGAAAGUGGAAGGUGUAUCCACUGACCUGAAUAUUGCCAGUUCAUCCUCUGAGACACGUUCACUUGACAGCCUCAACAGUGUGCAGUUCUUUGGUGCAAUGAGUACUGGAAAAGGUGUCACUUCAUUUCAGCUGUUUGGAAAGAUCAUUCAUAUAGAACAACCUCCUGCAAAUACGGAUGACAUAAGCUGUACUCAUGCUGAAUUCAGGGGAACUUUUCCCCUGUGAUGAAACCAUCUGCUUUGUGAAUGGUGAUUUGCAAUGUGUUGGUGAUAGGGGAGGCUGUACAGGUAUGUGGUUCGUUGAACAGAGGCACGCACACCAUGCAGCUUCUAAUUUAGUAUUGGACAUAAGUAGGUUGCUGAUGGUGGUUUUUUUUUUCCUUUCGUCUGGUUUAUAUUGAAAAUGUAAAGUUUAGCUUCGAGAUUUUAUCAGAUUACGUUUGAAUAAUUUGCUUUGCAAUGGUGUGCUUUUAUGUUUGGACAAAUAUGUAAAUUUAUUCCACAAUUAGAAUGGAGAAAAACCAUCAGUGUUUUUGUGGAUUUUCUUGAUAAACCAUGCUUCCCAAGUUGCCUUACUUUUUUUCUGUGGAUUUUCUUUCCUUUGUAUGUCUCAACAGUUGGUAGCUGCCGUGUUUACUUACCUUUUUAUUUAGUGAUUGUUGUCGUAGGCUUCCAAUUGAUGCUUUUCAUGGCUUCGGUAUCAGCAUGAUCUUUUACUUACAUAUGUUUGAUAGUAUCAAUUCAAAACAAUCUU
Molecule: messenger RNA, 2604 nt
Organism: Chenopodium quinoa (quinoa)
Lineage: Eukaryota; Viridiplantae; Streptophyta; Magnoliopsida; Caryophyllales; Amaranthaceae
Product: auxin response factor 17-like
Exons: 3
Coding region: 433-2076 (547 amino acids)
Biological process (GO): response to hormone; regulation of DNA-templated transcription
Cellular component (GO): nucleus
Molecular function (GO): DNA binding
Source: RefSeq, a predicted model, not a curated record